AUGGGACAACGACUGGCACUAAGUCUUGCCAUUGCAUUUAUAUCUAAGGUGGAAGCACCGAUGACCGAUCUCGGGCCGCCACUCUACUGUAGAUAUAUCGAUGACUGUUUUGUCCUUUGCUCGACACAAGAGGAAAUGGACAAGUGUUUCAAGUUGUUGAAUAAACAGUCAGAGUAUAUCAAGCUCACCCGAGAGAAACCGAAGGAAAAUUGGCUUCCAUUCCUGAACGUCUAA
Molecule: messenger RNA, 234 nt
Organism: Angiostrongylus costaricensis
Lineage: Eukaryota; Metazoa; Nematoda; Chromadorea; Rhabditida; Metastrongylidae
Source: the annotation of a GenBank genome assembly